Messenger RNA from Suillus subaureus, 1053 nucleotides. RefSeq lists its product as uncharacterized. Lineage: Eukaryota; Fungi; Basidiomycota; Agaricomycetes; Boletales; Suillaceae. The transcript is spliced from 3 exons. The coding region runs from base 428 to 661 and encodes 77 amino acids. The record is from RefSeq and is a predicted model, not a curated record.
UAGCUUUUCAGUGAACGUCGAAUGCUUGAGCACCUGAUCAUUGCUUAGCCGCCGUGUCUUGAAAAUAUCGCCCAAAGCUCGCCUGACGAUCCAUAUUUUUCAGAGGCUGUCUUGAUGGUGAUCAGUCCUCCCAUCCAGAGUGUAUACAACAGAGACAACCUUCAUUUCAUCGAUGCCAUUCGACUGCUCAACCUCAACUACGCUGAGUGCCUUUAAGAUCAAUAUCUCACAGGCCGGGGCUCCACUGGUCAAUAUCCAGCGUCUGGUAUUCCUCGCUUUGCCGGCACCGAAACUUGCACAGACACUUCAAAGUGCUUUGUUAACCAUCAAAAUCAUUCCGCGAGGUAGUUAAAAAUAACAAACUCUGUACUAUGAGUGCGUGCUCAUGAUUUGGGUGGAUGGGCAUUUGAGUAUUUGGUUUUGAUACAUGCAAGUACUUUUCUCUGUUGGACUUCGGAGCUUCGCGCAGUCGUUAAUAUGCCGGGCAUCCCAGCUUGCCUUGUAUCCUUGUGAGCACUAUUUAUAUUCUAUUCGAGAUUCCUUGCAAGUAGCUCUGCAUAAAAGCUCGAUCCCUCAUGGUGGUCACCCUGUGUACAAUGUGCCAGAGUCCCUGCUUACACCACAUAACGCGCGCAGGUGCUAUUUGCUGGCGUGGGUCUAGUUCGGAAUACUCUUCCUCCGUACAUCACAUGGUGAAUUUGAAAGUUCGAAACAAGGCUUACGUGCUACUGUGGUUGACGUAGGUCUGGUUCUGACGCCUCUUCUUUCGUCUCUUUCGUAACAUGGGUUUCAUAUGCACAAUGAUAGUAAAUAUAUGUGGAUUGCGAUGGCACAUUAGAUGUGAAGCUGGAGAUGACAUCAAAAACUAGUGUUGGUAAGCUAAUCCUCACGUUUGGCUAACACCGAGAAUGUCAGGAGCACGAUGAGUUUUGCUCCCCGACUCGGUCUAUAAGGAACGCCAGUACUGCAAUGCGUGUCAGUUGAUGACAAUGCAACAAUCUGAACGCAGCACCGGAGGACUACUUUUUCAGAGGUGGAAGAUGAAGAGUGAAC